AUGACCCCGGAAUUCGAUAAUCAUCCGCUCGAGCACUUUGACGCCGUGGCUCAGUCAUACGAGAAGAGCACUGGAGGUUGCACCAGAGAGCUUGCAGAGAGAUUUGUUCCUCUCCUCAACAUCACCAGCGACUCCGUCGUCCUCGACAACGCCUGCGGUACAGGAAUCGUCACCGAUGUGCUUCUUCAAAAGUUCGGAGACAAGAAGUUGCCCGAAAUCCACGCAGUUGAUGGAGCCCCCAAAAUGGUAGAGAUUUCAGAAGCCAGAUUUGUUUCCAACAACAGGGUCCGAUCUGCCGUCAUGCCUGGCGAAAACCUGGACUUUCCAGAUUCAACUUUCACUCACUCUAUCACCAACCUCGGUUUUCUCUUCUUCGACGACGCUUCCAAGGCCGCAGCUGAGGUGUGGAGGACCUUGAAACCCGGAGGUAUCGCCGUGGUGACGAACUGGAAAGAGCUCGGCUAUCUGCCUGUCCUCCGAAAGCUUCAACAAGAAAUUCGCCCUGAGGAGGAACCAUUCAACGUACCUAUCGAGCCAGAGUGGUUCGAGCCGCAUCAUACCGAGAAGAUUCUGAGAUCUGCCGGUUUUCAAGAUGUUGGUAUCCAGGAAAUGGUGGCACACUGGGGUGCUGAGAGUUUAGAUGAGGUCUCUUCUUCUGUCGUUCAAAUGUUUGGCCCUGCGGUGUUCAGAGACUGGAGCGACGGUGACAGGAAGAAGGCAAUGGAGAUGGUGCCUUCAAUUUUGAAAGACACUGCCGUUUCGUUGACUAGGAACGGAACGGACUGCGUUGGAGUUGAGAUGAAGGCUAUCGUUGCUAUUUGUAAGAAAUAG
Molecule: messenger RNA, 831 nt
Organism: Colletotrichum karsti
Lineage: Eukaryota; Fungi; Ascomycota; Sordariomycetes; Glomerellales; Glomerellaceae
Product: methyltransferase type 11
Exons: 1
Coding region: 1-831 (276 amino acids)
Molecular function (GO): S-adenosylmethionine-dependent methyltransferase activity
Source: RefSeq, a predicted model, not a curated record